CCAUCUGCCUGAUAUCCCUUCUAUAAUAAUCUUCCUUCUUUCUCUACUUCGCGACUUUGUAUAUUUCAACAUCUCUUUCUUAUAUAUUUUACUAUCUCUCCUCUUUUAUUUGUUUUUGAUUUGUUUCUUUUUGUUGUUCUUGCUUCUGGUUCCUUGUGCAACAACUCUCCUUCUCGACUUCUAUCAAACACAACCAGACCGGACCAAACGGACCUAGAUCGGACCAUCUUGAAACCCCCAUUGGAUUGGAAUGGAUGCCUUUUGAAUAUCCGUGGAUUUAGGCUUCUCUUAUAAUCUCCCUGGAUCAGACUACCUUUGCGCUCUCUCUUCACUCUUUCCUCGUUCUCAUCCGGGAGAGGAACAUUGGAUCCCCUCUACACACAAUCCCCAAGGACAAUGUACCCGACCAUGCUACCAACACCACCACCAUCACCGGCUCCCCGCCGCUAUGCUCCCGAGGAUCGCCUAGGACUCGUAUUAGCCAACCGGCUGGAACUCACCAGAGUCCUUGGUGUCGGAGCCUACGGCGUCGUUUACACCGCUUUAGACAUCCACACCAACGAAGUCUAUGCCGUCAAGGUUCUCUGCAAGGAUGGUCUGGAUGCCCGCCAACUCAAGUUCCAGCAGCGCGAGAUUAGACUUCAUCACAUGGCAAGCCAACACCGCAACGUGGUUCCCUUAGUCCGCAUCAUGGAUUCCGUGGAUUGUACCUACGUCGUUAUGGAGUAUUGCCCAGAAGGAGACCUGUUCUCUAACAUCACCGAUAAGGGAAACUUUGUCGGUAAUGACUUCUUGGCCAAGAGUGUAUUCCUCCAGAUCCUGGACGCUGUACAAUUUUGCCAUUCUCUUGGGAUCUACCACCGGGACCUUAAGCCUGAGAAUGUUCUCGUGACCGAAAAUGGAAUGACCGUCAAGCUUGCCGACUUUGGCCUGGCGACGACAGAUUAUUAUACGACCGACUUUGGAUGUGGUUCCACGUUCUACAUGUCGCCUGAAUGCCAACAAUCCAACGCCCGACCCUUGUCCUGCUACAUGUCCGCUGCCAAUGACGUCUGGAGUCUGGGCGUGAUUCUUGUCAAUCUAACCUGCGGUCGCAAUCCAUGGAAACGUGCCUCGGUCGAGGAUUCCACAUUCCAGGCCUACCUCAAGGACCCAUUCUUCUUGAAGACUAUUUUGCCUCUUUCUUCCGAGAUGAGCUGCGCCAGCUCAUUAUGGAGUGCCCCCGCUUCACGGAGAAUCCCAUGGUCCAAACCCCCCUGGGUGCCGGAACAGGUCGACUACAUUCCCCAGCCCCAGAUGCCAUUGUUCAUGGGCCCCAUGGAACCCCUGUAUGCCCAGACCUCUGGCUCAUCCUUGGACUCUGCGCAAUACUCAGCCUUCUCCCAAUCUGCUGCUUCCGACGGUUCGGCAAUCACCGAGGAUUACUCGGAUUUCGAUACCAUGUCACCUGCAGUCUCGGAGCAGGUCCCCGAUUGCAAGGCGGUCUUCCCUUCUGUCUGCGCGGAGCCCUUCUUUCCCGCGGAUCCCUUUGCUUAUGGCCUCAUUCACCCCAACCUACGGGGCCUCGAAAUCCCCGUUUAA
Molecule: messenger RNA, 1581 nt
Organism: Penicillium samsonianum
Lineage: Eukaryota; Fungi; Ascomycota; Eurotiomycetes; Eurotiales; Aspergillaceae
Product: serine/threonine-protein kinase
Exons: 3
Coding region: 397-1581 (394 amino acids)
Biological process (GO): intracellular signal transduction; protein phosphorylation
Molecular function (GO): protein serine/threonine kinase activity; ATP binding
Source: RefSeq, a predicted model, not a curated record